Wyeomyia smithii (pitcher-plant mosquito) is the source of this 2531-nucleotide messenger RNA. RefSeq names its product N-alpha-acetyltransferase 35, NatC auxiliary subunit (gene Naa35). Gene Ontology annotation, biological process: N-terminal peptidyl-methionine acetylation. The record is from RefSeq and is a predicted model, not a curated record. Gene Ontology annotation, cellular component: NatC complex. The transcript is spliced from 9 exons. Bases 100 to 2424 code for a protein of 774 amino acids. NCBI's taxonomy places the organism in Eukaryota, Metazoa, Arthropoda, Insecta, Diptera, Culicidae.
UCUUGCUUACGUCAAAUUUCGGUUGUUUACAUUCUUCGGUUAAUUGCUGAAAUCUAGCGAUUCUGAGCGUUUAAAUUUCAUCUAUAAUUAUUCCAAAAUAUGGAUCUAAACUCGACAGGCCCGCAAGAUUUAAGUAUAACAUCUGCAAGAUCAGUGAAUCAUGGAAAUUUUAGUGAAGAACUUUCAGCAGAGCAGAACCCACAGCAGGAGUCUGUGACGAUCGCAGGAGAUGCACAGAACAAUGAGAUGCGCGGUGCACCUACCAAUGGCAACAAUUCUGCACCGGAACUAGUGAACCGCGAGUGGAAAGAAAUAACCGCGGACUUUUUUGGGUGUGUCAAAGAAUUGAACCUCGGCGAGCUGAUUCACGAUAAUAUGUUCGGACUCUUCGAUGCCAUGUCUGCUAUCGAAAUGAUGGAUCCGAAAAUGGAUGCUGGAAUGUGCUGUAACAAGGAAACUACUCCGUUGAAUUUUCAAACUGCUGUAGAGAGCGGGCAAAUGAAAUUGGCCAAUUUGGAACCACGCGAAUGCAUUGGGAUAAUUGAUGCUAUUUACUCCUGUAUUGUUUCCUGGUUGGAGGGCCAUUCGAUGGCGCAAACAGUACUUACUUGUCUGUAUCUACAUCAUCCAAAUCAAAUAGAGGACAAAUUGAUUAAAGCAUUUUCAUGGGCCGUGCACAAGAUGGUUAAUUUGAUUCGGAAUUUCAUCUUGCGCGCUGGCGUGUACGAGGAAGAAGAUUUUCAGCCGAGUACUUACGGGUUUGAUUUGUGUAUGGAGCUGACGGAAACCAAGGCGUGCAGUAUGCUGAAAAGCGCCGAAGAAGAUUGGAUCAGGAAAAUCAAGGAAGCGGAAGGCGAACGGGAAAAAGAGGAAAUCAACGCUCUCGUUAGUCGGCUGAAAUUUACACGGUUACUGCUGCAAUGCUUGGUUGCACUUUACCCAACCAAGCAAAAUUCUUCCUGGAAUGUCUCUAGUUCGAAUGCUAGCAUGGUAACAGUAAAUAAUAUUUCACCAACUAAAACGGAAAUGAUAGACAUAGUGAAAACGCUCAACGGAGCACUGGAAUUAACUCAAGUUAUGGAGAAAUCAAUUGAGUACGGAACACAACCUGAUCCGAAUUCUGAUACUCCAAAUCCCAUGGGAUUUUCUAUGAUGGUUAAUCAGAGACUGCUGCCACCUACUUUUCCACGCUACACCAAGAUUAAAGAUCGUUCGGUUUGCAUUCUUUAUCUGGCGGAGUUUAUCCAACGAUUGAAGCAUGCAUGUAAGAUUGUACAUUGCACUAACUAUCACAGCGCCCUGAACUUCUUCAUGGACUUCAGCAAGAAGUACGUGCCCUGCCUGUUGUCACGGCGUAUUCUGCAAGCCUUGUAUUUACCAUCGCACGAUAUGGUUUUCGGGACCAAGAAGCUAACCGAAGUCUUGAAAGAAUCCGCCAAAGCAUUCAUUGCACCACCCGUUCUACUGCCUGACAAUCCUCUUUUUAACAAUCCCGCUGCUUGCAAUUGCGUGGACUCUUUCUUCGCCUACAAUGAGCACACGUUUUGCGUACUGUUCGAAAUUUGCGGCUACAAUCGGGCCAGACAACGAGAUAAAUUAGGUAUUAUGCUGUCCAACUUUGCCAAUCUGCAGGAUGAAGCUGAACGAGUCGACGCCUAUCUGCACUCACUUUCGAUGAAAAACGAAAACCCUCGGCAACAUCUAGCUUGCUUCGGAACGUGGGUACUGUAUCACUGUUUGCGCGCGAUGUCGUUCUUCCUGCUCUCGGGACUGGAGUUGGAACUAUACUCAGUGCAUGAGUAUCUCUACAUUUUCUGGUAUCUGUAUCAGUUCCUGUUCGGCUGGAUUGUCUCAGCCUUGACUCGUGCCGAUACAUUCUUGGUAGAACAGGAUUACGUCCCGGACCCGAAAGGGGCUAAAGGAAAUCAGAAAAAGCCAAAAGUGAAAAAACGAAAGGGAAAAACCGACGCCAAAGAAAACAUCUUCUAUCAAGCAAUGCAGCAUAUGUGUGGAGGUUAUUAUAAGGCACUUGGUGGUUUCAUAGGCGAAGAACGAAUUCCAGAGCCGCUUCCUAUGUUCGAUAACGAAAAGGUUCGCUUUGAGCAUCGAUUCGCGCCUUUCGCAACUCUAUCAACGCCUCCUCCGAUGGCGUACGCUGAUUUCAAGCUAAUGAAAUCGUAUAUGCUCAAAUCUCCGGCAGAAGAACUUUACUCAUCGGCUGCCAAGCAUUUUCACGAUGCUCGUGUAUUGUUGGAAUCGUAUCCUAAUCCGGAUGAAGAGUGGCACGAGAUAGUAAAGGUAGCCAAAAUGAAUUUCGUGAUGAUGAAUCUGCUGGCUAGUGGGUUGAAUCGACAGUCGAAGGCACCACCAGAGUUUGAUUUCUCAUGUCAUCGGUAUUUUCCUAUCAUUAAGCAUAAAAAAUAGGAUAUUAGUUUCAAUUAAAUGUUUGUCUUCGUGUGAUUAUCUUGUCUUAGUCAUGUAAGGGGCAUACUGGCAGUGAGCUGUAUUUGCAAUAAACUUUUCGAAAGUAA